This is a messenger RNA of Venturia canescens, 4230 nucleotides long. It is a transcript of the gene tws, whose product is annotated as protein phosphatase 2 regulatory subunit tws. Lineage: Eukaryota; Metazoa; Arthropoda; Insecta; Hymenoptera; Ichneumonidae. Gene Ontology annotation, molecular function: protein phosphatase regulator activity; protein binding. The transcript has 8 exons. Bases 972 to 2318 code for a protein of 448 amino acids. Gene Ontology annotation, cellular component: protein phosphatase type 2A complex; cytosol. The record is from RefSeq and is a predicted model, not a curated record.
ACCGCGCGGUGUGACGAACAGUAUAUCUCGUGAAUAGUGCGCCGCGUGAAACGCCGUUUUUGCUUACAAUCGUUGUACAGUAUAUAUUUAUAUUCGUUUCGCGAUUUACGACUUUCCGUUACAACGUCGCGUUACGGUGUAUUAGCACGAUUAGUUAGCUCGAAAUUGUAUAUGUGUGUGUAUGUGUAUUCUCGUAACGAAGUGACGAGAAUGAGCGGCGAAGCUGCGAUUUUUAACGUAACGCGCGCGCACCCGUACUAAAAAAAAAAAAAGAAACUCCGUCAACCACCUUACUCGUCGUCUUGCCUCGUCGAACAAGAAAAACUCAGACAUUACUUGUUUUAAAUCCUCGUUUCGGCGAAUUAAGCGAGACACCCUCUCCUAAUCGUGUUAUCCGACGGUUCAAUAAGAGACUGGAAUAUAUAAAAAAUAAAAAUAAAAACUGCAAGAUAUUCGCGAUUCGAGAAUUUUGCUCGCUCGUGGCUCGAACUCGAGAGCCGGAAUACUCUCUGGCGCAUCUAAGUUUCCCCACACCCCACCUGGAUUUUCGUGUCGUUACGUCCGCAACUACCUACCUACCUACAAAACCACCUCCUAUAUAGUACUUUUGGGUACGCGUUACCUUGAUAUAUAGUAAGACUUCGUACAAGCCCAAUCCCCACCCUACUCAUUUUUAUUCUCUCACGCUCUCGUUAUCCUCUUUCUCUCUCCCUUUUUUCCCUUUGAUCAUCCUCAUUAUCUUUAUCCUCAGAGCCCUGCUCCACCUGCUCUUCCUUCAUCAACUUUUUCUUUGCUCAUUCUCGCUCUCCCUUUCUCGUCCUUCUUUGUACACCGACAAAUCAUACAACCACAUAGCGAAUUUACCUCCCAACCCUCCGCGCUCCGCCAUCACGCGUACGCGGGUGCAGAUGUGUCCGUCGACGGCGGCGGCGGCGGCGGCCUAGAAAAAAAUACAUAUAUACACAUACACGAUGGAUUGCGGCGAAACUUCAAGCAAUGGCGACAUACAAUGGUGUUUCUCUCAAGUCAAGGGAACCCUCGAAGAUGACGUCACAGACGCUGAUAUAAUUUCAUGCGUUGAAUUUAAUCAUGAUGGGGAUCUCCUCGCGACCGGAGACAAAGGUGGACGGGUUGUUAUCUUCCAACGAGAUCCCAUUAGUAAAAAGAGUAUACCACGGAGAGGCGAGUACAAUGUGUACAGUACGUUUCAGAGUCACGAGCCGGAGUUCGAUUACCUCAAGUCAUUGGAGAUAGAGGAGAGAAUAAACAAAAUAAGGUGGUUGAAACGAAAGAAUCCGGCUCACUUCUUACUCUCGACUAACGACAAAACAAUCAAGUUAUGGAAAGUCAGUGAACGGGACAAGAGAGUUGAGGGCUAUAAUACUAAGGAGGAAAAUGGUGCGAUUCGUGAUCCAGCCUGUAUCACUGCCUUAAGGGUACCUACCAUCAAACCAAUGGAAUUGACGGUCGAGGCAUCACCGAGGAGAAUAUUUGCCAAUGCACACACAUACCAUAUAAACAGUAUAAGUGUCAAUAGCGACCAGGAAACAUACCUCAGUGCCGAUGAUCUUAGAAUUAAUCUCUGGCACCUCGAGAUCACUGAUCAAAGUUUUAACAUAGUAGACAUUAAGCCAACUAACAUGGAGGAACUUACGGAAGUGAUAACAGCCGCCGAGUUUCACCCGGUCGAAUGUAACCUUUUGGUGUACAGCAGUAGCAAGGGAACGAUAAGAUUGUGCGACAUGAGAUCAGCAGCUCUGUGCGACCAUCAUAGUAAAAUAUUCGAGGAACCGGAGGAUCCAACAAAUAGAAGCUUUUUUUCUGAAAUUAUUUCCAGUAUAAGCGAUGUUAAAUUGAGCAAUUCGGGGAGGUACAUGAUCAGUAGAGAUUACCUCAGUGUCAAAGUAUGGGAUUUACACAUGGAGACGAAGCCCAUCGAAUGUUAUCCAGUCCACGAGUAUCUGAGGUCAAAGUUGUGCUCGUUGUACGAGAACGAUUGUAUUUUUGAUAAAUUCGAGUGCUGCUGGAGUGGUAACGAUUCAGCGAUAAUGACUGGCUCGUACAACAAUUUCUUUCGUGUAUUUGAUCGUGGUACAAAGCGAGAUCUGACCCUUGAGGCUGCGCGUGACAUCGCCAAGGCUAAGACGCUCCUCAAACCGCGAAAAGUUUGCACCGGUGGAAAACGUAAGAAGGACGAGAUCAGCGUUGAUUGUCUCGACUUCAAUAAGAAAAUACUGCAUACCGCGUGGCAUCCGUCGGAGAAUGUGGUUGCCGUUGCUGCAACGAACAAUCUCUUCCUGUUUCAGGACAAGCUCUAGCACAUUUGCGUGCAGAUAAUACAACGCUACAUACUGACGUAAGCGUGCCGCUUGGAGCCGAACGAUUACAGCGGUGGAGCAAACGAGUGUCUGAAGUACGACUUUCGCGGACGAGAGUCAGCUGUUUUUCCGAGUUGAAAAAAGAGGAACGAUAUGAAAAAGGAAAGGGGUGGGGGAGGGACAUUUGACCGACCAAGAAUGGGAGUACGCAGCAGCACCGUCCACGAGGGUGCGAGAGAGAGAGAGUGAGAGAAAGCGCGCGCGCGUAUUCGUUAUCCAUCAAUUCUAACCGUGUUAUAUUUUCCAUAUAACGCGACGCUCGUAGCGGCGUCGUGAUUUAUUUUUAUGAUUUUUUGUUUUAUUUUUCUCUUUAUUAUAAUUUUUUUUUUAUAUAUAUCAGCGAUCAGUGAAUUGAUCAAGAACUAUUAGCAGCUAUGAUAUUCCAAUCAAGCCGAAUCUCCGCACCGACGAGCUCAUACAACAAAGCUCCCGAAGCUCCGUUACUUAUUUAGCUGCGUAAUAAAAAAUUAAUUGAAGUAAACGAUGAAAAGAAAGUAAAUGAAAGAAGGAGAAGAAAAGGAAGUGAAAGAAGAAAAAUCGCGAUGGGAUUAGUUCCUGUAAAGUUGAGGAGAAACGCGCGCGCGCGCGUGCGCCUAAUCACAUACAAAGCUUGCACGGAAACAUUUAAACAACAAUACAAUUAUAAAAUUGGAAAAAAAAAAACACAAAAAAGUUACCGCGGCUGCAUACAUUCGUACAUGAAUGCACAUGACGUUAGGGCAACAGACACGAGAAAGAACAAUUAUAUGAAGUAAAAAAUUCACUUUGAACACGUAUAUAUACACACGGGAUCAUUGAUGUAAAGCUCACUAGACUCGUAAACGAUAGCUCGACUUUUUAUUACAAAAGAAACGAUUGAUGAAUACACUAUAAUGAAAUUCUUGAGUCCCGCAGUGCAAAUCGAAUUUUCCGGAUCUCGCGAAAUCGUACGUUUCGUUCCGAAGUCUCUUUUAACAUUCAAUGACACUUCGAUUAAUGAGGAACACACCGAGCGAUCAUUCCCGUGCGAUAGACUAUUCGUCGACUAUUCAUUUUUCGUAAGCUCCAACCGCUCAUCACGUGCUCUUACUUUCUUUCUUCCCUUUGUUUAAAUUCAUUGAAUUUCAGCUUUCCUAUGCGCGAAACGUUCAAUCUUCGAGGUUACAAUAUCGACUAUUUUCCAUAAUUGUGAGAGCGAAAUAAAAUUGAAAUGAAAAGAAAAAUAAACAAUUAAAUGAAAUGAACUAAAUAAAAACGUAACAAACACAAGAAGAAAACAUAUGAUGAAUACAGAACCAACCCAAAGUGUGAAAACCUGCAUUGAAACGAUAUUGAUAUUUGUUGUCAAGCUUAUAGGGCCUACAUUUGCUCAUUUUUAUUUUCAUAAUAAAAAUACACGUCAUCACGAAUUACGAUCAACGAUAUCUCGUUUCCCUUGUCCCCAAUUAUUUUCAAGCUAUCGAAGAAGGAAUUAUCAUUUUCAAACAUUUUCAAGUGUCGUUGCUAAGGAAAGUUUAAACAGCGAGAACAAAAGACGGAGAUUGAGCAAUUUGCUUACAGCAGAUGUACAAAUCCGAACGGAAACGUACGUAAGUUGAAUGUACGAGUGAGAUUCUGCAGCGUCAUUCCAGAGCCAUGAAUCUUGUAACUAUUGAUCGAACACACUAGCGCAUUAUGAAAAGAAAAAAACGAAACAAAUGAGUGAGGAGAUAAAAAGGAGAAAUUUUUGAGAAGCCUCAAACUCCAAAGAUACAAACCCAUAUGAACGGGGUAGUCGACGCAAAAUCAAUUGUUUCUUAACAAAAAGAAUAUCCACAAAAUGCGUAAGCUGUAAUUUUUUAUCGCAGAAACAAUAUAAACUGAAUACAAAAUA